Messenger RNA from Ictalurus furcatus (blue catfish), 4164 nucleotides. RefSeq names its product ADAM metallopeptidase domain 8b (gene adam8b). The record is from RefSeq and is a predicted model, not a curated record. The transcript is spliced from 23 exons. Gene Ontology annotation, biological process: inflammatory response; regulation of cell-cell adhesion; proteolysis. NCBI's taxonomy places the organism in Eukaryota, Metazoa, Chordata, Actinopteri, Siluriformes, Ictaluridae. Bases 608 to 3151 code for a protein of 847 amino acids. Gene Ontology annotation, molecular function: metalloendopeptidase activity; cell adhesion molecule binding.
ACAUUAUUUAUGCAGUUAUUUAAUUGUUUAAUGCAAGAUAUCUGAUCUUGCCUGCGGAACAGGGAGUGUGUUUCCUUUAAUAAAAUACCGUGAGUCAUUAGCCUCUUACAGGAUAUCACGUGGUGCGUCUGAAUUCGGUUGCUGGACUCUCUCCGAAUAGUAGGUGUGCCUUUCUAGCUUUUCCCCAAAUAGUGUGCCUAAAUAGUGAUCUAGACAGAUUAGUGCUAAAAACUAAAGACUAUAAAAUAGUAAACAAAAAUCUGGGAUGCAACUAUAAGUGAUUCUGUCUCUUUUUCAUGGAUAAACUGUGUUAUUUCAUCUGGAUGAAGAUGACACAGUUAUUUAUUAUUAUUAUUAUUAUUUUUUAAAAUAAGAGGUAUACAGAAAAGAUCCCACACUAGCUGAAGAGAGUCAGUGUAAUGUUCCCGGAAUAAGUGUGUAGUGUGUGUGUAAUGCUCGGGUUCAGACCUAGCUACAACAGUUGGAGCUCUCACAGCAUUACGUCACCACUCUAAGGGGGCGUGGCUUUGCGCCAAAGCGUGUUUUCAGUCUUCCCCAUUCUUUAUCUCAGAGAAUAAACUAUGCCCGCUUAUGAACUUGAAGAACCAUGCGUUAUAUCGCUGUCAUCUUUUGCUGUCUGUGUGACUGGGGAAGCUUCACUGAGAUCCCUUCAAUGAGUCAUGUUGAGAGGUAUGAUGUAGUGAGACCGCAACGACUCAGUGAGCACCACAAGCAUGUCAGUAAACAGGCUUUGGAAUCCAACAAACAUGAAAAGUAUCCUGAGAAACUUCUAUAUCAGUUGUUCUUUAAUGGAAAUAAUCAUACAGUUCACUUGCAAAAGAACAGAUUUCUCAUUGGACCCAAUUACACUGAAAUACGUUAUGAAGCAGACGGUUCAACUGUGAUCACAUCUCCAAAGCUUGACCACCACUGUUAUUAUCAUGGCCAUAUUGAUGGAAUAGAGGAUUCAUCAGUGAGUGUUGGAGUCUGCUCUGGCAUGAGAGGUUUUAUAAGGGUUGAAAAGCAGAUGUACCUGAUCGAGCCCCUGAGUGACAACAAUGAGGGAGACCAUGCAUUCUAUAAGCAGGAAUACCUGAGGAAGAAGAGGAGUGCUUAUGGAGACUCCGCUAUCACAGUUUAUGAUAAGGAACCCAGAAAUUCAGCCCUCUUCAAACGCAGCAGCUGGAAGAUGAAGACUGUAUUUCAGACCCAGAGAUACGUGGAGCUGUUUCUUGUGGUUGACAAUAGUGAAUACAGAAGAUUCAAGUCAAAUGACGAGAUGGUACGGGCAAGGAUGUUGGAAGCCAUAAAUCAUGUUGAUAAGUUCUAUCGUCCACACGGUAUCCGUGUGCUGCUGGUGGGCUUGGAGGUGUGGAAUGUAGAAGAUCAGAUCAUGGUCAGUGUGAGUGAGAGUGACACUCUAACCAGAUUUAUUCAGUGGCGUCAGAAGGAACUGCUCAAAAGAGUCAAGCAUGACAAUGCACAAUUUGUAACUGGUGCCGAUUUUUUGGGUAGCACCGUAGGGUUGGCAAACAAAUUUGCAAUGUGCACUAAAGCCUCUGGAGGUGUUAAUCAGGAUCAUAGCACGAGUCCGCUGGGCUUGGCUGCAACCAUCGCACAUGAGAUGGGCCACAACAUGGGUAUGUCCCAUGAUGAACAGGGCUGCACUUGUGGCCUUUCAGACUGCAUUAUGACUGAAGUUGUAAACUCAGCUGCCUCAGUGUUCCCAGCGCUGUUCAGUGAUUGCAGUCUUGAUCAACUGAGUACAUUUCUGGAGAAUGCCAACCCCAGCUGCUUGCUGGACCACCCCAGCUCAGACAGAAUUUAUGGUGGACCCGUCUGUGGCAAUGCUUUCCUCGACUCUGGGGAGGAGUGUGACUGUGGGACAGUAGAAGAGUGCAACAACAGAUGUUGCAAUGCCCAAACCUGCAAAUUGACCGAAGGAUCUCAGUGUGCACAGGGCGAGUGCUGUGAAAACUGCCAGAUAAAACAGGCCGGCAGUCUGUGUCGGGCCUCUGCGAAUGAGUGUGAUCUGGCUGAGUACUGCACAGGAACGUCUGAACAGUGUCCAGAAGACAGCUUUAAAAUGAAUGGGAUACCUUGCCGUCAUGAAGAUAGUUACUGCUACAAUGGUCAAUGUCCAACUCAUCUCCAGCACUGCCAGAGACUGUGGGGAAAAGAUGCCAAAGUGGCUACACAUGGAUGCUUUUUAAGGAAUACGUUAGGGGAAAAUGAUUCCCACUGUGGAAGGAGCAAAGAUGGCUACAGAAGAUGUGCAGAAAAAGAUAUAUACUGUGGAACAAUAUUUUGCACCGGGGGAAAUAAGUAUCCCAUUACGGGUCUAAAAGCUCAGUUGUUGAGAAUAACCGGAGAGGUAUGCAACAUAGUCGGGGAGAGAUCUGAGGAAGAGAACCUAAGCAUGGUACCUACAGGAACAAAAUGUGGCCAGAACAAAGUCUGCUUUCACAACACGUGCCAGGAUGUGAAAGUGUACGGUGGGAGUGAAGACUGCUCAGGGAAAUGUAGCGGACAUGGGGUUUGUGAUCAUCGAAACCGUUGUCACUGUGAGCCGGGAUGGGCUCCACCAUACUGCGAUGUCAAACAUGCAGACCUGCCUUCUGCAAAAAAUACGACGAUCAUCGGCAUCUUGGUUGCAGCUGGAGUCCUACUACUAUUGGCAGCAGGAUUUGGAAGUUGGAUUUAUUGUAAAAAGAGAAAGGGCACUGGAUCGAGGCGUCGAACAAAAGCUGACCCAGAGCAGUCGAAUGCUCUUUUUGAGAACCCCGGAGCAAAACGAGCGCUUUUAAAGGAUCGUCUCGAGAUCAGCGAGCCUGCUUUUAUAAGUUCGACCGCGACCCGACCUGGCGCCUCGUACACAGUCAUGCCGACACGGACAGCUCCGCGACCUCCUCUUAAAAUGUCGGACCCACAGCCACCUCAGACAGCUCCACCCAUUCCAGAGGUACGAAUGAAGCCUCUGCCUCCUUCUAAGCCUCCAUGUCCUGCUGAUGCCAAACCGGUGAGCAGACCGGCUCGUCCUCCUGUGGUUGUAGUAAAGCCGACUGUAGGCACUGGAUCCUGGAAAAAGCAAGAGACUGAAAGAGAGGAACUGAAAACGGCACAGAGGCCUCUGACUAUUCCAAGGAGAUGACUAUGAAAGGAAUCAUCAUGUAAUGUAGAUCGAUAAUGAAUUUUCGGUCCGUUGGGUGUAUGCGUGAGUCAUAACACAUCUGCGGAGUGGUGACACAUCAGACCUGCGUCUCUGUGCAGUCGUGUCCUUUUUUUGUGCUUGUCCUCCAAUGCAGAGAGGAACAUUACUCUGAAUUAUGCUUGACUGAAGGUAUUAUUAAAAUUCCAUCCUCUAUAUUGUAAUGGAAUUAUUGCCUUUACAGCAUGGGUACCACUUUAAAGACCAAACCUGUACUUUUGUUUUUAAGUCUUCAGACACAGGAGAUUCAAACAUAUUUAUAUAUUUAUAUACUACACUGAAUAACUUAGUACAAUUCCAGUCAGAACACUGGACAUAUAUUAUCUUAGACAUAGUUAUAGUUAAAGUCUUAAUUAUAAUUUGGGUUAUUUAUUAUUUUUGAUCAUUUCACUCUUAGAGUAAAAAUAAACUGCCCUUCUGUGAGUAUUGUGUCUAAUUUUUUAAAAUUUUAUUUUAUUGGUACAUAUUGGUACUUUUUAAUAUUCUUUAUACAUUAAAAUGACAUGGUUGAAGAAGUUGUUCCUAAUUUGACUCGUGACUCAUUUUAUGUGUUCGCUGUCUGAAGGGAAACGUGGUGAUUUUUAAUGUGCAACACCAACGGGAAAUCUGUGUCUGCUUUAUAUCUACAGUAAAGAAAGACAGUCUGUCAAGUCAAGUCCAGUUUUCAGAUGGCUCCUGCUGUAGGUCACACAUAAAUAUAGUCCCUCUCGCACUAUAAUUACAAGAUACCUGUUUGUAAUGUCACCAGCAAUGUCUGAGUUUAAACUAAGAAAUGUUUCUGACAACUGUGAUCUGUAGUACUUCAUUAAUACUUAAUAUUUAAUACAAUAUAACGCUGGAAUCUCACUUUUCUGGGUGGAUUAUUAUGAGGUGGCCAUAAUAGGAAAAGGUCAAUUAAGAUUAAGGUUUUAUUGUUUUACCUUUCUUAUAUUGCUGCCUUACUUCACAUACCCAUC